AUGGCAGGCCAAGGUUACUACAACAGCUUCAACAGCUUCAACUACCAGCAGUUCGGCUUGAUCGAUCCUGAGCUCGACCCCUUCAACGACUCCAUGUCGUCCCUCUUUGACUACAACGGCUACCAGCAAGAUGGCUUCCUGCCACCGUUCACUCCACCACCGACUGGCAACUUUGCUGGUGUCGCGCCAACCCCGCCAACCUCAUCCACGGCCUACACCGACAGCGCAUCGUCUACCUCUCCACCAUCUGCCAAGCGCAGAGCGACCAGGUCCAAGACGGACCCUGUCACUCCCAGGAAGGACAGGUCGCACGUGAAGCGCCGUGCGCUUCCCACUGUUGGCGCCAACGGUCUUCGCUUCGCCAAUGCUCACGAUGCUGAGCUGUUCGGACUCCGCACCAAGGUAGAGCUACCAGAUGAAGAUUGGGAGGACAUCGCAGCCAACCCAGAGAAGUGGGUGAAGGAGAUCAUGGCAGCCUUCGACAAGGAGCCCAUCAAGGAGCCGUCUCGCACCAACAAGAAUGGCAGGGCCAUUGCCCCAGCCACGUGGGCAAAGUUCCAGUCCGACCACGUCGAGAAGACCAAAAACCACAUCAAGAAGAACCCCAGCAUGGUCGAAAUCGGUGCUUGGCAGGUCUUUCAGGCGAUUAUCGAUGCCCACAAGCUCGGCUACCUCGACUUCAAGGCAGAGUCCACCACGAUCUGCUCAGUCCACAUGACUGAGGCCAUCAAAGCUGUCGCCGACUACGCCGUCAUUCGUUUCGACGUCGUCCGAUGCCAGGGCAUCGAGAACCUGGCCAGCUCGGUGGGUGCCACCAUCAUGCGCAAGGUGAACUGCUGCAACGGCAACAGUGCCAAGAAGGAGCGGGAGGAGCGCAACGCGCAGGUGGCUGCAGAGAAGGGCAUCAGCUACGAGGCGGUCUUGGGCUCGGGACAGAAGAGCAAUGGUGGCAACAACAAGCGCAAGCGCAAGAACUCGGAGUAA
Messenger RNA from Fulvia fulva, 984 nucleotides. RefSeq lists its product as uncharacterized. NCBI's taxonomy places the organism in Eukaryota, Fungi, Ascomycota, Dothideomycetes, Mycosphaerellales, Mycosphaerellaceae. The record is from RefSeq and is a predicted model, not a curated record. The transcript has 2 exons. Bases 1 to 984 code for a protein of 327 amino acids.